This is a messenger RNA of Sugiyamaella lignohabitans, 3948 nucleotides long. RefSeq names its product mRNA-binding translational repressor SSD1 (gene SSD1). The transcript has a single exon. The coding region runs from base 1 to 3948 and encodes 1315 amino acids. Lineage: Eukaryota; Fungi; Ascomycota; Dipodascomycetes; Dipodascales; Trichomonascaceae. The record is from RefSeq and is a predicted model, not a curated record. Gene Ontology annotation, biological process: mRNA catabolic process. Gene Ontology annotation, cellular component: P-body; exosome (RNase complex). Gene Ontology annotation, molecular function: RNA binding; 3'-5'-RNA exonuclease activity.
AUGGGCCCUCCGCCCGGUCAGCAGGGGUUGAUGGUUCCUCCGCCGAAUAUGCAACCGUCGUUUAUGACUUCGUCGGGCCCGUUUGGCCAGUUUGCAGCUCCUCCGCCGCCUGUGGGUCAUCGCAAGGUCCAGUCGUCGGUUACUGGUGGCAGCCCGUUUGGCAGUUUUAGUGGGCCAAUGGGUGGAAUUGGCCAGUCCGGUGGCCAGGGUCAAGGUGGUGGUGGCAGUAGUGGCGGCGGUCAUGGACCUGGUCAGGGGCCUGGUCAGGGUCCUGGCCAUGCUAGGAGACAUUCGUUGGCAUUGGCAGACGCUAAAAAGGCAGCUGCUUUGGUUCAGGCUAAGAGACAGGGAAAUUCCGGUGCUGCUACUGCUACUGCUGCUUCUGCUAGCGGCAGUGGCAGUGGUAGUGGAAGGUCCAGUGGCGGAAAUCCUUCUUCGUCGCCUCCUGGUUUGUCUCCUAGCAAGAAUUCCAUGCCUCCUCCAAGCUUUAAAUUCCCGUCGUCGCCUGAAAAAACCGCUUCUGCGGCUUCUGGCGGUGAUGGCAGUGGCAGUAGUGGGUACAGAGGCCAUAGUCGCAGUCAGAGUAUGCAAAAUAAUGGCGGGUCUAACUCGUCACGAGGAUUCCAGUUUCCUGCGAAGAUGACUGGACCUGAGUCUCAGUCGGGUGCAAGUGGUAGUUCGGAGUAUUCUGGUGAACGACGUGGAUCGAUUGGAGGUGGUGGCCAUCAGCAUCAACGAUCGGGAUCACGGAAUUUCGAUACCAACUGGCGGAAUAAUCAAGCGUCUGGUGGCUAUGGCGAUGUAAAUGCAGCAGCUGGUGGUGCUGGUGGAGGAGUUUCUAUGGCAGGAGGCAUGCUUGCACCUCCUACAAACCAGUUUAUUCCAAGUCACCGACCUCGUGGAUCGUAUAAUUCGUCGAUUUCAUCUUUGAACGCUUAUUCAAUGUACCCCAACCAGGGUCCUGGUGGAGGACAAGUUCAAGGAGCAGGUGGUCAGGCCAGAAAAUCGCUGUUUGCGCCGUAUCUUCCUCAGGCUUCACUUCCUGGAUUGCUUGAGGAGGGUCGUUUGGUGGCUGGUAUUCUUCGAGUUAAUCGUAAAAACAGAUCAGAUGCAUAUGUCUCGACAGAUGGGCUGUUGGACGCUGAUAUUUUCAUUUGUGGAUCGAAAGACCGCAACCGUGCUUUGGAAGGUGAUUUAGUGGCUGUUGAAUUGCUAGAAGUCGACGAGGUAUGGGGGUCGAAAAAGGAAAAAGAAGAAAAGAAAAAACGUCGUGAUGCUUCGAUGUUUUCGGAUGUCACGACUGGUAGUGGUGAUAUCGACGAUAAUAUCAAUGAUAACGGUAUUGGUGGAGCCGAUGGGGCUGGUAAUGGUGGUGGGUUUGGCGGUUCAGGUGGAUCUGGCGGGUCUGGUGGUGCUACUGGAUUGCGUCGUAAGGGCAGUUUGAAACAAAGACCGACUCAAAAGAAAAACGACGAUGUCGAGGUUGAAGGUCAGAGUUUGUUAUUGGCAGAAGAAGAAGAACUGACCGACGAGAUUAAACCGUUGUAUGCCGGACAUGUUGUGGCUGUUAUUGAACGAAUUCCCGGCCAGAUGUUUAGUGGAACUUUGGGACUAUUGAGACCUUCUUCACAAGCUACAAAAGAUAAACAGGCUGAAAAGAAAGACCAUCAUCGUAGUAAUACCAACUCGAACGAGGCUGAAUUUAAUAAACCCAAGAUUGUCUGGUUUAAACCCACUGAUAAAAGAGUGCCAUUGAUUGCAAUUCCUACUGAACAAGCACCCAAAGAUUUUGUUGAACGACACGAACAUUACGCUAAUAGAACAUUUGUAGCCUCGAUUAAAAGAUGGCCCAUUACUUCUUUGCAUCCAUUUGGCACGUUGGUUGAGGAAUUGGGUCAAUCUGACAGUACAGACAUUCAACUAGAAGCUAUUCUUCGUGACAAUAACUUUAGUUCUCAAAAGUUUUCCGAGUCUGUGCAAAAGGUGAUUCCUACGGUUGAAGAACAACAACAGACUGAAGCCAAACAAGAAGCUGCUGGUGCGAUUAAAAAUGUAUUUCCUUCACACCGCGACUUUAGUUCGGAAUUUGUCAUGGCAUUUUCCAGCAACGAUUUGCUAACUGAUGAAGCUAUUCAUAUUAAAAAAGUGUCAGAUGACCGUAUUACGUUGGGUAUUCAUAUUUCAGAUGUGACUCAUUACUGUAAAGAAAACUCGCCACUUGACCGGGAGGCCAAGAAAAGAGGGUCGGCCGUGUUUUUGAAACAGCGCGAUAUCCAUCUUUUCCCACCCGAGUUUCUCGAGAUUGCCUCGUUUGCCGUCGGCAAAACAAGUCCUACAAUCAGUGUGAUUUUCGAAAUCGACACGAGUACUUUUGACGUGGUUGAUACGGUUAUUUGCCAGGGUCUUAUCAACCCUAAACAAAAAAUCAGUUAUAAUGUGGUUGAAGAUAUCAUUUCGAAUAAUGACGAGUCGGCUGUAUCUCAAGGAGUGGCUAAUUAUAUCAAGACGUUACAAUUAUUGUCGUUGCGAUUCCGUAAACAACGACUUGACGAGCCUGCUUCAUCUGGGAUCAAGGAAGUGCCUAUUUUAGGUCUUCUCAACUUUCUUGAAGAAGAUAGUGUGAAAGUGACGGCCAGUUUGUUUGAUGGUAAACAGUCGCACCAGCUGUUUGACGAGAUUAAUAUCAAAGUCAAUACUGCUAUUGCCCAGAAACUGUAUGCAGUUUUGUCGUCGCGAGCCUUUUUAAGACGUCAUUCCGAACCCAUUCUGUCGAAACUCGAGUCAUUUGCAACUCUAGUGAGAAGUCUCGGUAUUGAUAUCGAUACGAGUUCGUCUGCUGGACUGCAAAAAAGUCUGUUUAAAAUCGAAUCUGACGAGGUCCGUAAAGCUCUUGAAACUCUGUUGUACAAAUGUAUGAACAAGGCCAAGUAUUUUGUAGCUGCCAAGGUCGACGAUGUAUACAGUCAUGGACACUACUGGCUCAACGUGCCCUUGUAUACACAUUUCAAUGCGCCAUUGCGAAGAUAUGCAGAUUUGAUUGUUCACCGACAAAUCAAGUCGGUGAUUAGUGGCACUGAAUACAAUGAAGACAUUUCGGCGCUUGCCACAUCGGCUGACUAUUGUAAUUUCAAAAAGGAUUCUGCCAAGAACGCUCAAGAACAGUCUAUCCACCUGUUCUUGUGUCAAGUGAUUGAAGGACUGUCUGCGUCUACGGGUCAAUUAAUCCGUGACUCGAUUGUUAUUCAAGUGUACGAAUCGGCAUUUGACGUUCUGAUCCCUGAAUUCGGUAUUGAGAAACGAGUUCAUGGCGACCAACUUCCACUUGUGAAAGCCGAGUUUCAUAAAUCCACACGACUUCUCGAGUUGUUCUGGGAAAAAGGAGUUGAUUCUGCCAAAUUCAUUCCCGAAGACGAACGAAACCUGCCUGCUUCACAACUGUCGACGAAAUACCACGCUUCAACUGCCGACUCGGCCACUGCUCAAGCCGCUGCUGCUCAAGAACAGACCGAGACUAUUACAAAAGCCAUUUCCAAACUAGCAGUUGAAGCCGCCGCUGCUUCUUCAUCAUCAACUUCCACAUCAGCUGUGUCGUCGUCGAGUGGACCAGCAGCGACAUCUCAACCGUCUUCUGGCCACGAAAUUCUCGGAACAGCGUCGGACGACGUUUCAAAGAGUUUACCAUCGUCGCCACGACCGGGCGAUUCUCACGAUAAAGGACCUCAACGAACUUCGUCUCUCAGCGAAAUGCACAGCACCACUGCCAGCGCCGGCGAGCACAACCGGGCCCUGGACGCAUACCUCGAGGGAGUCACGACCCGCAUCGAGGGCGACAACCACAUCCAAGAGAUCAGGGUCAUGCAACACGUCCCCGUGCUCAUCCGAGCAGAAGUCGGCAAAGGUCUGCCCUGCAUCACCGUGCGAGCCAUCAACCCAUUCCUCAAGGACUAA